GUGCUAGCUUUUCUAGGUAUUCAUCUGAUAGAUAGCCUUCAGCAUGCUGAACUAUUCAGACAUCUCUAAUACCCAAAAGGGAAUAGUGGCUACCAUAAACAGCGUCAGGCUCAAGGACAAGGGCGUGGGCCAACACCAAGAUGCCUACAACUAUAAGAAUCAGAACUAUGAGGACCUUAGAGCAGAGUGUCUCAGAAAGGGGGAACUGUUCCAAGACCCCCUUUUCCCUGCAGAACCCAAGUCUAUAGGCACCAAGAUUCUGGGCUCCAGCUCUAUAGAAAUGGAGAGCAUCUAUUGGCAGCGGCCAAAGGAUAUCAUUCAAAACCCCCAAUUCAUCACGAAUAAUUUCUCUCCCACGGACAUCUGCCAAGGGAUCCUGGGGGACUGCUGGCUGCUGGCUGCCAUUGGCUCCCUUACCACUUGCCCCAAACUCUUGUACCGUGUGGUGCCCAGAAGCCAGAACUUCAAGAAGAACUAUGCUGGCAUCUUCUAUUUUCAGCUUUGGCAGUUUGGCCAGUGGUUGAACGUGGUCGUGGACGACCGGCUGCCCACUAAGAACAAUAAGCUGGUGUUUGUGCACGCCACCCGUCGCCAGGAGUUCUGGGGCGCCCUGCUGGAGAAGGCCUACGCCAAGCUAAACGGAUCCUAUGAAGCCCUGGGGGGAGGCAGCACUCUGGAGGGACUGGAAGACUUUACAGGCGGCAUAGCACAGUGCAUUCGGCUCCAGAAGCCCCCGGACGACAUGAGAAAGCUCCUCAGGAAAGCCCUGCAGAAGUCUUCCCUCAUGGGUUGUUCCAUCGAGGUCACCGACAAUAAGGAGACAGAAACGAUGACCAGGAAUAUGCUGGUGAGAGGACAUGCUUAUGCAGUGACUGAUCUAGAGGAAGUCCACUACAGAGACAAGUUGGAAACUCUAAUUCGGAUCCAGAAUCCCUGGGGCAGGGUUGAAUGGAAUGGAGCCUGGAGUGACAAAGCCAAAGAGUGGGAAGAGGUGGGCCCAGAUGUUCAGAUACAGCUGCUACACAAGAAGGAAGAUGGGGAGUUCUGGAUGUCCUAUGAAGACUUCAUGAGCAACUUUACACUGCUGGAGAUCUGCAACCUCACCCCCGACGCACUGUCCCCCUUGGAUUAUAAGAGUCGCUGGCACACGACCUUCUAUGAGGGCAGCUGGCGAAGGGGGAGCACUGCAGGGGGCUGCAGAAACCACCCCGAGACAUUCUGGAGCAACCCCCAGUUUAGGAUCUCUCUCCCAGAAAUGGAUGAUCCAGAGGGUGACUCUGAGCAAAACGAAAUGGUUUGCACCUGCCUGGUGGCUCUGAUGCAGAAGAACUGGAGACAUGCUCGAGGGGGGCCCCAGCUGCUCACCAUAGGCUUCGUCAUCUUCUCGGUCCCAAAGGAGUUUCAGAACCUCCAGGACACCCACCUGAAGAAAGACUUCUUUGUGAAAUACCGGAACCAUGGCUUUUCCGAGAUCUUCACCAACUCGAGGGAGGUGAACAGCCAUCUCCGGCUCCCCCCAGGGGAAUACAUCAUCAUCCCCUCCACUUUUGAGCCCCAUAAAGAUGCUGACUUCCUGCUUCGGGUCUUCACGGAGAAACACAGUGAGACUUGGUUGCUGGAUGAAGUCAACCGGGUUGAACAUCUCCAAGAGGAGACCAUCACUGACAAGGAUUUGGACAAGGAUUCUAUAAAGUUGUUUGAGAUGGUGGCAAAUGGGGGUGACGACAUAAAUAUGUAUGAGCUACAGAAACUUCUCAACAAGAUGUCAGCUAAAUCCAAAAGCUUCAAGGCGAAGGGCUUUAGCUUGGAAGUCUGUCGCCGUAUGAUCAACCUCAUGGACAAAGACAAUUCCGGCAAGCUGGAGCUUAAUGAGUUCCUGGUCCUGUGGAAGAAGAUCAAGAAAUGGAUGGAAAUCUUCAAAGAGUGUGAUCAAGACCGCUCAGGGAACUUGAACUCCUACGAGAUGCGCCUGGCAAUAGAGAAAGCAGGCAUCAGGUUGAACAACAGAGUGACUGAGGUGAUUGUUGCCAGGUACGCGGAUGAUAACAUGAUCGUGGACUUUGACAAUUUCAUCAACUGUUUCCUAAGGCUCAAGGCCAUGUUUGCGUUCUUCUUAUCCAUGGACACCAAGAAAACCGGUAUUAUUUGCUUGAAUAUAGACCAGUGGCUGCAAAUAACCAUGUGGGGGUAGGGAGAUGCGGAGCCUGGAUCCCUCCGUCCUCCCUCCGCCGGCGGUGCUCCGGCCAGGAUGGUGGGUGCUCCUUGUCACUCGCUCUCGCUCUCCAGUGCCCCAGGCGCAGUGUUUACUCCGUGCCCCUACUCCGGGCUGACGGGAACUCCAACCCCGAACCCCCACCCCCAACCCCACCUCAACCCGAGCACUCGCACACCGCAUUUAGACUAAAAAUGAGAUGGAUUCUCCCCUAGUUUUUCUCUGGCGAAGGCAGUCUUGCAGCUUAGUGCUCCCGCGCGUGCUGUUAACUCACACCCCCCUGCUAGCCCGCCCUCUUGUCAGGAAUUUCAUUGCCUCCCUGUGCCACGUCGUACACAUUAUUCUAAUAAACAGGACAUGGUUUACCACUUAAUUCUUCAACACCAAA
This is a messenger RNA of Mastomys coucha (southern multimammate mouse), 2600 nucleotides long. It is a transcript of the gene Capn11, whose product is annotated as calpain 11. The record is from RefSeq and is a predicted model, not a curated record. Gene Ontology annotation, molecular function: calcium-dependent cysteine-type endopeptidase activity; calcium ion binding. Gene Ontology annotation, cellular component: cytoplasm. The transcript has 22 exons. Lineage: Eukaryota; Metazoa; Chordata; Mammalia; Rodentia; Muridae. Bases 44 to 2191 code for a protein of 715 amino acids. Gene Ontology annotation, biological process: proteolysis.